GGAAAUGGUGAUGCUUGAGAUCGAGGUUAUGAACCAGCUCAACCACCGCAAUCUGAUCCAGCUCUACGCAGCCAUCGAGACCCCACAUGACAUCAUCCUGUUCUUGGAGUACAUCGAGGGCGGCGAGCUCUUCGAGAGGAUCGUGGACGAGGACUACCAGCUGACCGAGGUGGACACCAUGGUGUUUGUCAGGCAGAUCUGCGAUGGGAUCCUCUUCAUGCACGAGAUGCAGGUUCUGCACCUGGACCUCAAGCCAGAGAACAUCCUGUGUGUCAACAACACCGGCCAUUUGGUGAAGAUCAUUGACUUCGGCUUGGCACGGAGGUAUAACCCCAAGGAGAAGAUGAAGGUGAAUUUUGGGACCCCAGAGUUCCUGUCUCCUGAGGUGGUGAAUUACGACCAAAUCUCCGACAAGACAGACAUGUGGAGUAUGGGGGUCAUCACCUACAUGCUGCUGAGCGGCCUCUCCCCCUUCCUGGGAGAUGAUGACACAGAGACCCUAAACAAUGUCCUAGCUGCCAACUGGUACUUUGAUGAGGAGACCUUCGAGGCUGUGUCUGAUGAGGCCAAAGACUUUGUCUCCCACCUCAUCGUCAAGGAACAGGGGGCCCGCAUGAGCACUGCCCAGUGCCUCGCCCACCCCUGGCUCAACAACCUGGCAGAGAAAGCCAAGCGCUGUAAUCGACGCCUCAAGUCCCAGAUCUUGCUUAAGAAAUACCUCAUGAAGAGACGCUGGAAGAAAAACUUCAUUGCUGUCAGCGCUGCCAAUCGCGUCAAGAAGAUCAGCAGCUCAAGGGCUCUGAUGGCUCUGGGGGGUCUGAGCCCCAGAAGCGGCGGAGGCCUGGAUGCAGCUCCACGGUGGCCGGGGCUGAGGCCUCACAGCCCAGAAGGCCAGGGCAGAGGGCCAACCCCAGGGUGGGCUGGGCAGGACAAGGCUGCGCCAGGCCGGGAGGCUCGGGGCUCCCCACGCCCCCACACGGCGACCGCUGCCCCGAUGAGAGCUGCCUCGGAUGUGGCCUGGAUGCAUCCUGCUGACGCCUCCCCAGACGGGCUCCGGCCCAUCGGCCGCCGCCCAGAUGCCACAGGCCCCUUGUUCCUUCCCUGGCUCCCCCUUUGGAACUGUUGCCUGGUGACCCUGCUUGGCCCCGCCCGGGCAUCCCUGGCCUGAGCUUGCUCUGAGCUGAAGUGGGCGGGCUGGGGUCCCAGCGUGUGGGGCUCCCGCGGUUGUGGGUGGGAGGCUCUUGGUGGGGCAGGAAGGCAACCAAGUGGAGCCCUGAGGCCAGCUGCCGGGAGACAGAGCCGGCUUUGUGAAAGAGGAUCUUCACGCCACGCCUGCCUCCCUACACCCAACAGAUAAGGCCCAGCGCACACCAUCCGGCCGGCUCCAGCUCCCACCCACCUUCCUUGCCGACCACCAACACACAGGAACUCUGAGUGAGAGAGAGGGCGCCCAGCCCAGGCCUGGCGGAGGGGGCAGGGAGGGGCCUGGGGGACACCGAAGACCACCCCCGAACUUGCCUGAGGGCCUCGCUGGCUCAACCCAGCCACUGUGGGCCCCCAUCCCUGCCACGUGGGCCUCAGAUGAUGGAGUCAGCAGGCCCCGGAGGAUGGAGUGCAAAGACCGUGGGCAGCCCCCAACCUGCUCUCAGCUUGUGCCUUGUAAAUUAAUG
This is a messenger RNA of Myotis daubentonii (Daubenton's bat), 1670 nucleotides long. RefSeq names its product myosin light chain kinase 2, skeletal/cardiac muscle-like. The record is from RefSeq and is a predicted model, not a curated record. The transcript has a single exon. Bases 5 to 1168 code for a protein of 387 amino acids. NCBI's taxonomy places the organism in Eukaryota, Metazoa, Chordata, Mammalia, Chiroptera, Vespertilionidae.